Molecule: messenger RNA, 594 nt
Organism: Rotaria sordida
Lineage: Eukaryota; Metazoa; Rotifera; Eurotatoria; Philodinida; Philodinidae
Source: the annotation of a GenBank genome assembly
AUGCGAGUGCUCAUUUUAGUUAUUUUGGUCGUUGGCUGUGUUAGCAGUGCUCAAAUUCUGAUCGAUAACGUACGAAUCUCUUCGAGCGGUUCAUCCAGCGCCACAACUUCAAAAGCUACUACCAAACCAACUACGACUUCAAAAGUUACUACCAAACCAGUUACGACUUCAAAAGCUACCACUAUGCUAGCUGUGACUUCAAACGCUACUACCAAACCAGUUACCACUUCAAAAGCUACCACUGGGGCAACUACGACUUCAAAAAUUACCACUAGGCCAACUACAACUUCAAAAGCUACUACCAAACCAGCUACGACUUCAAAAGCUACUACCAAACCAACUACGACUUCAAAAGUUACUACUAAACCAGCUACGACUUCAAAAGCUACUACAAAACCAGCUACGACUUCAAAAGUUACUACCAAACCAGUUACCACUUCAAAAGCUACCACUAGGGCAACUACGACUUCAAAAGCUACCACUAGGCCAAGUACAACUUCAAAAGCUACUGCCAAACCAGCUACGACUUCAAAAGCUACUACCAACCAGCUACGGCUUCAAAAGCUACUAGUAUCAUGGGUAUCAAAUCGGUGA